This is a messenger RNA of Plutella xylostella (diamondback moth), 588 nucleotides long. RefSeq names its product tudor domain-containing protein 1. Lineage: Eukaryota; Metazoa; Arthropoda; Insecta; Lepidoptera; Plutellidae. The record is from RefSeq and is a predicted model, not a curated record.
GGUAGACCCGUAGUGCUGACACUCACUAAGAACAACGAGAGUGUGAACCGCAAGGUGCAGGAGAUGAGCACCCCCGAGUGGAAGAAGUUCGAGGAGAGCGGCGGAGAUAUACUGGACACAUCGAUCCUGAUGCUGAGCGACUUGCAGUACGCACCUUUACCUCUGACCGGCGGCAAGCUGCAGAUCACGGACGGCAGCACUCUGCCGGUGGGCGCCGUCAGCGGCUUCCCCGUCGCCGCGAGCGAGACAGUCGCCGCGGUCUUGGGCCCGCUCACUGACAGGAUAACCGAAUACGCCAACAGCGAAAUCGGAAGCAAGCCGUACCUGCCCCGCACUGAAGAGUUGUGCAUCGCGAAAUGCGAGCCCUACACGCAAUGGUUCCGCGCAGUGCUAUGCGAACUCACAAACGGCCCCGGCAGCGAGACGGCAGAAGUCCUUUACCUGGACUACGGCAACUUGAGCAGGGUGCCCACUAGCAGCCUGCGCAAGUGUCUGCGAGACUUCAUAGAGCUGCCCGCCGUGGCCGUGCAGGCGUACAUCGCAGGUCAGUCUCACUCAGCAUGUGCUGUAUAGAACUUGAGCAAGGUG